Molecule: messenger RNA, 4283 nt
Organism: Lepidothrix coronata (blue-crowned manakin)
Lineage: Eukaryota; Metazoa; Chordata; Aves; Passeriformes; Pipridae
Gene: PPP4R3B
Product: protein phosphatase 4 regulatory subunit 3B
Exons: 16
Coding region: 226-2685 (819 amino acids)
Biological process (GO): DNA damage response; protein dephosphorylation
Cellular component (GO): protein phosphatase 4 complex; nucleoplasm
Molecular function (GO): protein phosphatase activator activity
Source: RefSeq, a predicted model, not a curated record
AAGGCGGCCCGAGUCGGGUUACAAGAUGGCGGCGGCGCUGUGGUAGCUGCCGAGGCGGAGCGGCGCCAGCGAGGCCCGGGCCGGGGCGCGGCGGCGCCGACCCGCCAUGGACAGCGGCGCGGUGCAGGCCCCGCGCUGCCCCUGAGCGGCCCGGCCGCCCCGCUUGCUCCCCGCCGCCCUCGCCCCAUCGCCCCCGCGGAGGCGGAGCGGGCCCGGGGCUGCACCAUGUCGGACACCCGCCGGCGGGUGAAGGUCUACACGCUCAACGAGGAUCGGCAAUGGGACGACAGGGGCACCGGGCACGUCUCCUCCAGCUACGUGGAGCGGCUGAAGGGGAUGUCGCUGCUGGUGCGCGCCGAGUCGGACGGUUCACUACUGUUAGAAUCGAAGAUAAAUCCAAAUACUGCAUAUCAAAAACAGCAGGACACCCUGAUUGUUUGGUCAGAAGCAGAGAACUAUGAUUUAGCACUGAGUUUUCAAGAAAAAGCUGGCUGUGAUGAGAUUUGGGAAAAAAUCUGCCAGGUUCAGGGCAAGGAUCCCUCGGUGGAAGUCACACAGGACCUUAUCGAGUCGGAAGAGGAGCACAUAGAGGAGAUGCCUGAAACCAGUCCCUUGAUUGACCUUCCCACUUGUGAACUCAACAAACUUGAAGAGAUCGCCGACCUCGUUACCUCUGUCCUGUCCUCGCCCAUCCGCAGGGAGAAGCUGGCCCUGGCCCUGGAGAACGAAGGCUACAUCAAAAAACUGCUGCAGCUCUUCCAAGUGUGCGAGAACCUGGAGAACACGGAGGGCUUGCACCACUUGUACGAGAUCAUCCGGGGCAUUUUGUUCCUCAACAAAGCGACUCUGUUCGAGGUGAUGUUCUCUGACGAGUGCAUCAUGGAUGUGGUGGGAUGCCUGGAGUAUGACCCUUCUUUGGCUCAGCCCAAGCGGCACAGGGAGUUCUUGACCAAAACGGCAAAAUUUAAGGAGGUUAUUCCUAUCACAGACUCUGAACUCAGGCAAAAAAUCCACCAGACUUACAGGGUACAGUAUAUUCAGGACAUCAUCUUGCCGACACCAUCCGUUUUUGAAGAGAAUUUUCUUUCUACCCUCACUUCCUUUAUUUUCUUCAACAAAGUUGAGAUUGUCAGUAUGUUGCAGGAAGACGAGAAGUUUCUGUCUGAAGUUUUUGCACAAUUAACAGAUGAAGCUACAGAUGAUGACAAACGGUGUGAACUGGUGAACUUUUUCAAGGAGUUCUGCGCCUUCUCUCAGACGUUACAACCUCAGAACAGAGACGCGUUUUUCAAAACUUUGGCCAAGUUGGGAAUUCUUCCAGCUCUUGAAAUUGUCAUGGGAAUGGAUGAUCUGCAAGUUAGAUCUGCUGCUACAGAUAUAUUUUCUUAUCUGGUAGAAUUUAGCCCAUCCAUGGUCCGAGAAUUUGUAAUGCAAGAGGCCCAGCAGAGUGAUGAUGACAUCCUCCUCAUCAACGUGGUCAUCGAGCAGAUGAUCUGUGACACUGACCCGGAGCUGGGGGGAGCUGUGCAGCUCAUGGGGCUGCUGAGGACCCUCAUCGACCCCGAGAACAUGCUGGCCACAGCCAAUAAAACAGAGAAAAGCGAGUUUCUCAACUUCUUCUACAACCAUUGCAUGCACGUGCUGACGGCGCCGCUGCUGGCCAACACGGCCCAGGAGAAGGGGGAGAAAGAUGCAGUAGUUGGAUCCACUAAGAGUAAUACAAUUUGUCCUGAUAAUUACCAAACGGCACAACUACUUGCCUUAAUUCUGGAGCUGCUUACUUUUUGUGUGGAGCAUCACACAUAUCACAUCAAGAACUACAUCAUGAACAAAGAUUUGCUGAGAAGAGUCCUGGUCUUGAUGAAUUCCAAACACACCUUCCUGGCCUUGUGUGCUCUUCGCUUCAUGAGGAGGAUAAUUGGGCUGAAGGAUGAGUUCUACAACCGUUACAUCACCAAGGGAAACCUCUUUGAGCCAGUGAUCAACGCGCUGCUGGACAACGGCACCCGCUACAACCUGCUCAACUCGGCCGUCAUCGAGCUCUUCGAGUUCAUCCGGGUGGAAGACAUUAAGUCCCUUAUUGCACAUAUAGUUGAAAACUUCUAUAAUGCACUUGAAUCUAUUGAAUAUGUUCAGACAUUCAAGGGACUGAAGACAAAGUACGAGCAAGAAAAAGACCGACAGACCCAGAAGCUGAACAGCGUCCCCUCCAUCCUGCGCAGCAACAGGUUCCGCAGGGACGCCCGAGCCUUGGAGGAGGAUGAGGAGAUGUGGUUCAAUGAGGAUGAGGAGGAAGAAGGAGAAGCUGUUGUCCCUCCAGUCGAGAAGUCAAAGCAGGAGGAUGAUUUCCCAGAUAGCUAUGAAAAAUUUAUGGAGACUAAAAAAGCUAAGGAGAGCGAAGACAAAGAGAAUCUUCCAAAAAGGACUUCAGCUGGGGGAUUCAAAUUCACUUUUUCCCACUCAGCCAGCGCAGCCAACGGUGCCAACGGUGCCAACAGUAAAUCGGUGGCAGCUCAGACGUCCCCGGCGAGCUCCAACGGCUCCUCCUCCAAGAGCACGGCCCUGGCCCCGGCGGUGACGGCCCCCAAGGGAAGUCUAGUUGGCCUAGUGGAUUAUCCUGAUGAUGAAGAUGAUGAUGAAGAGGAGGAGACAUCUCCAAGGAAAAGACCUCGUCUGGGUUCAUAAAAGAAACCAAAACUUUGGAAUAAGAACUUUUCCUACGGGGUUUCAAAUGCUGCAACUGUUUCAAGAGCUAAAAAGAGUCUGAUUCAGAAAGCUUUCUCCCAUGAGUAAAUAAGAUAAUACGAGGAGUAGCAAAAGAAACUCGGUGUAUCAGCUAGAAAGGGUUAGUUCUGUAAACACAAAGCUUCCAAGGAACUUAAUGUCUUUCUAGAGAGUAAGGAGUCUGCCAUUCAGGCUGUCAAAAAAAUGAAAAAUGAAAAAAAAAAAAGUGGGUUAGUAUUCUCAGAACCUGGAUGAUGGCUUCUCAGCAAGGAAAGUCUCAGGUGUCGGGAGGGCAGGGGGAGGGAAAGGUAUGGUAAUACUUUUUUUAAAAUAUAUUGCAGGGUUUCCCCAGUGUUUAACAGAACUAGGAAAAAAAAAAUAAAAGUCGAGCUUAAAUUUUGAACCCAGUAAUCUUAAUUUUGUAAUGGUGCUGUCAGUUGUGUUCUUUUAGCAAUGCCUCUUUUAAAAACAAUUUUAAGGGAAAACUAACUCUGUUUGCAUAAGAACAAUCCAUGUUUUGGGACCAUUUCUUACCAACUAAAUGACAUUUCUCAUGGUUGGAGGGAGGGAGGCUGCAGUUCCAGUGCAUGUGGAGUUGGUCAAACAGUUCAGGGGAGCUUUGAGCUCUGUUUCCCCAGAGGAGAGAACGAAGCUGGAUCCAGAAUGGGAGGUUUGCCUUGGUUUUUUGGGUUAGAUAGUGUCAGUAAUAUCAAUGCCAAGGAGCAAAAGCUUCCCCAGUGUCUGCAGGAGCUGCUUGGUGCUGUCCAUGGCACAGCCCAGAACUGCUGGCGUCGAGGUGGGCGAGAUCCCGAAUUCCAGCCGCGCUCCCUGUCGCUCCAAGAGCUGCCUCAGCUGGAGCAGCCCCUGUGUGUGAGUUCACGUUGCAGGAUCGAGGUGGGAAUGAGAAACACUAACAGGCUUCUCCUCGGGAGGAAUUAGAGCAGCACGUCAACACCCAGGUCAGCGUGGAUGGACCAAGCUGGAAUUAUUGCCAAGGGAACACCGGGAUCUGGGGCGGGAUCAACAAGCAGCACCUGAACCUGGGUGGGACAGAAGCUGCUUUUUUAACAAACAAAAGCACAUUCCACGUAGGUGACAGGGAGAGGGCAGUUGGGGGAGGCAAACAGUCCGGGUUUUAUUUCGCAGAGCAGCACGUGAACUGUAAAUAUUUUAAUGUUAGUUUGCCCGUUGUGAUCCGAGAUCAUGGCAGAGCGAGAGGAAAUUUCCCAAGUGUUAAAGGAUGGAACCAGCUGCAAUCCACCACAUAGGUCACUCUUGUAAUACGUGUUAUGGGUCCAUUUCUCCUGGAAUAGUUUAAACUGAAGCAGUUUCUCUGUUUUGGAGAUUAUUUUUUUUUUGGUAGUUUUAAUUUUAGCUCUUGUUUGGAAAAAGAUGGGCUGUCUGUGUAGAUAUGAAGUAUAGUUUUUUUCCAUAAAACAGAAGUUUAUUUUGUAUUAAAGAUACCACUGUACUUGUUUUACACCAUUUGUAUACAUGUGGUGAUAUUAAUGCUGAACUGUAAAAUUCAGGAAUUAAAAUGUGACCCUGUAAUUCCAUAA